This is a messenger RNA of Cinara cedri, 5788 nucleotides long. The record is from the annotation of a GenBank genome assembly. Lineage: Eukaryota; Metazoa; Arthropoda; Insecta; Hemiptera; Aphididae.
AUGGCCAAUAAGAACCCGUUUCUGAAAACUGGAAAACGGAAAAGAAAGAAGGCAAAAAAAAAUGUUGAAACAAAACCAGACCAAAAACCUUUUUGUCCGCGAUUGAUGAUCAGAUACGACCAACCUGAUAAUUCAACUAUUGGUUAUAAAACAGUAUGGGUUUGUAGAAUGUGUAUGAAAUGUGUACUGCACGAGGGUGCAGUUCAAAGUCAUUUACAAAAGUGCAAGGUGGAGUUCAAAAACAAAACUACUGUUUAUGAACCCGUUAUACUGUAAGUUCUAGUAUUUUUCUGUUAGAUAAUUGAUUGAAAUGGGCACUUAUUUUAUUUUGUAUGUUUUUUAGUAAUGAAAGUCUAGAUAAUAGUUACAUUUGCCAGAUUUGUAAUAAUGUUUUUUCACGUAAAGUUGCAUUAAAGAAACACAUGGAGAAACACGAAAAUACUCCCGAUACAGAACUGUACGGAUCAGAAAGUGAAUGAACCCUCCAAAGGGUUGUAGACUGAUUGCAUCUCCAUAAAUUUAAUUGAGGAAUCAUAAUUUUUUUACAUUUUUUGAAGUUUUUAAUUUUUAAGUUAACUUGUUAUACUUUUUAAGUCAUAUUUUCUUUUUUAGUUCGUUGCCAGUAUUUUUAAUUAGAUUCCUUCAAUUAACAUCUGUACACACAUUUUAUGUUUUACAAAAGCUGUAUGUAUGUCAAAUUUAUAUUUUAUAAAAUAAUAUUUUACAUAAGCAGUAUACGGGUAGGUAAAGAUAAGAAUUCAAUAAAAUAAGGCAAUAUGGUUUAGAUUAGUUAUUCUUAGGCUUGCAAUAUCACUAUCGGUAAUAUCAGUAAUGUGAAAAUUAAAAACCAUUUUUAGUUCAUUUGUUGAGACUUAAAAUGCUUAUUUUAUUGCAUUUUUAAGAUUUUUUACUGCAUAUGUUCACAGUCCUAAUUAUUAUUAACAUGUUAAACGCCCCUGUAGCCCCUGUAGCCGUAUGUAUAAUUGGUAUAAUUCGCGAGUUUCAAUUACGGCAGCCAUGGGCGCCCAUUUCCAGCAAUUUAUAAAAGUAUGCAAUUUAUAAUUAAUUUUCAUAUUAAAAUAACCACUAAUAAUACAUAAUAUAUAAUCAUAAAUUAUAAUAAAAAUUUCAAAAUAUUUAAAACAAAAAAAUCAAAACAUAUUUUUACUUUGAAAUUAUACACUUUAUUAAAAUUAUAAAUUUCUAUAAUACAUUAUUAUUUUAUACAUCUACUGUAUGGGGAAUAUCAUUGUAUUAGUAGAUAUAUUAUAAAAUAACUAUUCAAAUGUGAAAUUAAUGUAUAAAUCUAUGUCAAAUAAAAAUAUAACUUACCUUUUGUUUCUUUCUAUUUCAUAUAACAGUAAAAAUUGUAAAUAAAAUAUAAAAAUCACGAAAAUUUAAAACCAACUAUUUUACAUAAUAAACAAUGGCGGACAAAAGUUUAAAAUGUUAUAGCGGCCUUCACCAUAAUAAGAGACAGGGUACGGCAUGUCAACUACAGGUUGACACCGGCGUUUAACGUGUUAAUAUUUAGUAAGGUUUAUAAAUUUAAAUCUGACUAGGUUUCUAUUGCCUCUGAUGUAGGAGUGGUGGUCUUAAGUAUUUAUUUUGUACAUAUUUAUACUAACUUUAUAAUUUUAAAAUAGUAACCUUCCCUCCGGUCUUUUCAACAAUGAUUAAAAAAUUUCUAAAAUUUGAUCUGGAUAAUACUAUUAUCAGAAAUACCAUUUAUGAACUAUAACAGUUUAUUAUUUAAACUGAGGAAGCGGGGGGAGGGAAUUAUUAUCUACUGGUGUCCCAUGGAGAUUUGAAAAGUAAAUUGUAUUAUUUAAUAGUUCAAAUUUUUUUUUUAAAAUUAAAGUGUCUAAAUAGCUUAAAUAAAUGGUUUAAAUGUUUUUACAGUUUUACCAUGUAAAAAUAAGCAAAUAUAAGUUUUCUGCCCAAAUUUCAUUUCUCUACAAAUAUUUUUUACUGAAUUGCAAAAACAUUGAAAAUAAUUAAAAUCAUUAUUUUUUUAAUUUCCAGUUUUUCUUACAUUUUCUUUCAGAUUUUCUCAGAUAUUAUGAAAACCGCUUGGAAAAUCAAAAAAUAACCUCCUAAAGUAUCAUCUGGACAAUUUAUUUUUUAGAAAUGGUGCCACAUGUACAAUGUCAGAAUAUGAUUUCUAGUAGACAUUUUUGAUACAGUAUAUGUUUGUAUAGAAAACAAAAAUACAAACAUAAAUAUCUUUGUAAAACCAAUACAUUCUUGGCUACAUUCAGAAUCUAAAAAAUGUUAAAUAAUAUUAUAUUGAUUAUAUCUAUUGUAUCUUCUGGGCCAAUGACUAUGCCAAAUGCUAAUGUAAGUCUCUUCACCACCAUUGCCUUCUCACAGAAAUGCGUCUAUCUACUCUAAAUAUAGCAGAAAAUACUAUUGAUGAUGCGAUGUUUUGUUUGGACAAUAGCAUAUGCUCUCCAUUUUAAAUUUUUAACACUGAUCAAAUCUUUUACUAUAUUUUUUUAAUCAUCAUUUUUUCAUUUAUAUUAAUUAUUUAAGAACUUUUUUUAUUAUACGUUUUUAGUAAUACAAUUUUAAAAUAAUAAUAAUAACAUACUGUAUUUGUAUGUACAUUAACUAUACUACAUAAUAAUUAAUUAUAAUACAUACAUACAUUUUAAAAACUCUAAGUCAAUAUUUUUUUCUUAAAACCUUAACUUGAAAUCCUUGAUAAGUCAAAAAAAUUGAAUUUCGACUUAUCGAGGUUCUACUUUAUUAUAUAAUUUACAGACAACUUUCAUAUUACAUCAAUUUUGUAACCAAAACUAAAUGCUUCGCUUAAAGCUGAUACAUAUUUUAAGACGUGAAUUAUAAAUUCNAAAUUAAAUUAAAAUUGUAUUAACUUGUUAAAAACAACUUGAUGAAUACAAUUUUAAAAUAACAACAUACUGUAACUGUAUGUACAUUAACUAUACUACAUAAUAAUUAAUUAUAAUUCAUACAUUUUAAAAACUUUAAGUCAAUAUUUUUUUCUUAAAACCUUAACUUGAAAUCCUUGAUAAGUCAAAAAAAUUGAAUUUCGACUUAUCGAGGUUCUACUUUAUUAUAUAAUUUACAGACAACUUUCAUAUUACAUCAAUUUUGUAACCAAAACUAAAUGCUUCGCUUAAAGCUGAUACAUAUUUUAAGACGUGAAUUAUAAAUUCAUUGUAAAUUUUUAACACAUGAUGCACAUCUUUUACUAUAUUUUUUGGUAAUCAUUUUUUCAUUUAUAUUUAUUAUUUAGUCACUUUUUUUUAUUAUAUGUUUUAUGUUUAUAUUAAUUAUUUAAGAACUUUUUUUAUUAUACGUUUUUAGUAAUAUAAUUUUAAAAUAAUAAUAACAACAUACUGUAACUGUAUGUACAUUAACUAUACUACAUAAUAAUUAAUUAUAAUUCAUACAUUUUAAAAACUUUAAGUCAAUAUUUUUUUCUUAAAACCUUAACUUGAAAUCCUUGAUAAGUCAAAAAAAUUGAAUUUCGACUUAUCCAGGUUCUACUUUAUUAUAUAAUUAACAGGCAACUUGGAUAUUACAUCAAUUUUAUAACUAAAACUAGAAUGCAUUAAAUACAUUGGACUGGAGGAGAUUUGCUCCUUGACUGUAAUAUAGGAAUAGAAGUAAAGCUUGGAAUGUUUACAUUUUACAUGCUUACAUCCACAGUUUACAUGUUUACAUCAUCAGAGUUAUAAUAGUUUUCUCAGUUCUGCAAAGUUCUAAGUUCUAUCUGUCCUAAUGGCUAAUGGGUAGAAUACAGGAGUAAAAAGAUAAACUCAUUCUAGAUAUCAUAAUUUAUAUUUUAAAAUGUUAAUUUUGUAAUUUUAUAAAAUUAUUUUGUUAUCACUAAUAAUUUUGACAUUUUUAGAAGACAAACACUGGUAUAAAUAACAUAAUAUUGGUAUUAUAGUACCAACUACUGAGUUAAGGUAAUUUUGCUAAAUUAAGAAGAUUUUCAUUAAUUGUAAUAUCAAUUGUAAUAUAAUCAAGGGAACAAUUCCCCCCAUAGGUUGUUAACAGUAUGCAAAUAGUCAUUAUUUAAAAUAUUUUUAAUUAUAUUUUUAUUGAUUAUUGAUAACAUUAAUUAUAAGAACUAAAAUAUUGUAUAUAUAUUCAAGUUGGUAUCUUUAGUCAGUAACCUGUGGUGAUUACAUAGAGAUAGACCUUAUUCUACUUAUGGCCAAUUUACACAAGUAAUGGACGGCCGAACUCGUCUUGCUGCUUGGCCGAGCAUCAAUCAAUAUUGAACGAGCCAGCGUCCACAUGCAUUUAUUCGCUCGGCCGAGCGACUACACACACUACUACGAUGUACCUAACAAUAAACUAGUCGCUACACACGCGACACUCGGCUGCAGGUGGUUUAGCCUAGUAAUGGACACUUUUGAAUAGUUUAUAUGCUCGGAUAGUUUGGAUAAACUAUCGAAUAUUUAGGAUACCGUAUAUCUUAGUGAUUGGGGGGGGGGGUAGUGCUGGAAUUAAAAAAUUAUAGAAGAAUAUGUGAUGAGAAAAAGUAGCGUUUCUUAAUUAUUAAAAUUGUAAUAUUUGAAUUCAAUAUGAUUAAGAAGCUAAAAUAUUUUUAAAAAAAAAUCGGUGUUUCGUCACUCCUUGACCUCCCCACCCAGCACUGAGUGGGGUAACCACUAAGCCCAGUUAAUAGAAAUGGUUUUUAUUCACUUGUUUGACAAUUUCACUAUCAUUAGACUGAAUACUGUACAUCAUUUUGGGUUAGAUUUAAAUAUAAAAUGUUAUUUUAAAUCAUAAUACCUAUAUGGUAUUUAAUAUAUGUUUUGUUUUGAAUUUGUAUUUAUUGUUCUAGGACUCAAGAUCAUACUAGAAGAUAUUGAUAGGUAUGUUAAAAAUUAAACCAUAUAGUUUUACAUACCUAUACUUCAGAUUAUUUUGUUACCAUGUUGAUUAUGUGUGCAUUUUUAUUAAAAGCAGGGUAUUCUUUCAUAGAUGACACAGAUAAGCGGAGGAAUGCAUUUGGACUGUGAACAAGGAAUUGAACAUUUUAAUUGCAAUAGUUGUGUUUUAGAUUUAUGCAUUUAUUUUCUAUAAAUAAGAAAAACACUUUUUUCUUUAUUAGUUACUAAUAAAACUUUUAGAACCAACUAAACCAAUUUAAAUCAACCUUCAGUUACAAACAAAUCAUCAAAUACACCAGUUAGUACUUUUGUAAAAUUCAUAUUGACUAUAAUUUAUUUAUUUUCAUAAAAUUGGAUCUUCAUAACGAUCUGUUUUACAAAACUAUUUAUAUUUAAUUGUAAAUGUAUUCUUUUAGAUGAAAAAACCUAAGAAAAAAGAAAAUGUAUCAAUUAAAACUUGGAAAACUAUCAAAAAUUCUUACCUCAAAAAAAUCUCCUAAUUAAGAUUAGAAGUACCAAAAGUUGCUGAAAAUCUUGAAAGUUGGUAUUCUCAAUACUACUUGUAACCUUAAUAUGCAAGUAGUUGUUACAGACUUAUAAUAUAAAAUAUCUAGUAAUAUACGGUCAUUAUUAAAGAAAUGGUUUGAUGCACACAUAUAAAGUGAUUUGCUUAAUGUGGCAUAUUGUUAUUUUCCAGUAUUUGUCUCUAGAGGUGCAUUGAAAAGAGAAAAGGUAUACAGGUAAUUUUUCAUCUGAGGUAAAAUAUAUAUAAAAAUAGUUUUUAGAUCCAUCAAAUAUUUCUUUAAAUAGGUAGCUUGGUAAUCAAAUUUGUUGAAAUUGACUUGGCUAAACCAAAUGCCACAAGGUCAACUAGGGAAACAGUGAUCACUGAUCUAGCAUUUGCUAAAUAG